Molecule: messenger RNA, 510 nt
Organism: Filobasidium floriforme
Lineage: Eukaryota; Fungi; Basidiomycota; Tremellomycetes; Filobasidiales; Filobasidiaceae
Product: F1F0-ATPsyn F
Exons: 6
Coding region: 125-421 (98 amino acids)
Biological process (GO): proton motive force-driven ATP synthesis
Source: RefSeq, a predicted model, not a curated record
CGUCGACGACCUCGAUACAACGGAUCUCCGACGACUUGAUUACAUUGGUAUUCACCUCGGAUCGUCACCCUCUCAUAGAUAUAUAUACCCCCAAAAGACAACAUCUCUUCUCAGACUCGUCAAUAUGCGUCCCACCUCCGUCGCCCGAGCUCUCCAGGGAUUGAUCCCCCCCAAGAUCGCUACCCCUUCGUCGGUCUCCUCCGGAGCUUCCUCCGCCCGAACCGAGAACGUCGUCGCUUUCUACAAGUCCCUCCCCAAGGGACCCUCGGAGCACAAGGCCGGCGGAUUGAGGGGCAGAUACUUUGAGGGCAAGAACGCUAGCGGCGCUCCCGUCUUGGCCACCAUCCUCGCCCUCUUCGGAAUCGGCUACACCAUCGACUACCAGAUGCACUUGAAGCACCACAAGAACGGCCACCACUAGAUCGUCCCAUCUUUCUCGCAAACGUAGCGUGGAGUUACCCUUUCCCUUUACUUCCGGCCUCGCUGGUGGUACUGUCGUUACUGCUGGCA